GCUGAGGGUGUCUGGUGAGGCGAGUGGAAGUGUUCCCCGCUCACGCGAAGAGAGGGAGGCGAGCUGGAAGAAGCUGUGUGAGGAGAUCUGGGCCAUGGACAUUGAGAAGACCAAGGCAGCCAUGCCUGACUGGAUAGUGGCCAAGUAUGCUAAGGAUGUUGCGAAGCUGGCUCGGAAAAACGUCCCUGUUGCAUCUGCAGCAGCAGCGAGUGUAGCAGAAUCAGCUGCACCAUCAUUGAGCCCAGUGAAGGAGUUGGUUGCGCCAUCGGUGAGCCCAGCUGCGGAGACGGUUUGCCAGGUGCAGUCUGAAAGCAGGUCAGGCAAGAACGAGUUGAGCAGCAACGGGCUUAUCAUGUGUGGCGAGGCGAGUGGAAGGGUGUUGCGUACACAUGAAGAGUGGCAAGCCAGCCACGCUGAAAAGAGAGGCGAGGACUGUGAGAGAGGGGCAGAGAGGGGGAGGGGGAGAGAGGGGGAGAGAGGGGGAGAGAGGGGACAAAGGGAGAGAGAGCGGGAGAGAAGGCGAGAGAGAUGGAGAGAGUGGGUGAAGGGGGGAGAGGGGGGGAGAGGGGGAAGAGGGGGGAAGAGGGGGAGAGGGGGGAGAGAGCGGAAGAGAGGGGGAGAGAGGGGGAGAGAGGGGAGAGAGGGGGAGAGUGGGGGAGAGAGGAGGAGAGAAGGGGAGAGAGGAGGAGAGAGGGGGAGAGGGAGAGAGAGGGGGAGAGAGGGGGAGAGAAAGGGAGAGAGGGUGAGAAAGGGGGAGAGAGGGGGAGAGAGGGGGAUAGGGGGAGCUUAUGCGGAAAAGUGCAAACGAGGGGCACCUCUGUGAUCCUCACAUACAAGAUCACAGCGCAAGGCAUGGCCCAGCCCCCCUCCUCACCCCCAGCCAUCGUCACACGCA
Messenger RNA from Closterium sp. NIES-67, 895 nucleotides. The record is from the annotation of a GenBank genome assembly. Lineage: Eukaryota; Viridiplantae; Streptophyta; Zygnematophyceae; Desmidiales; Closteriaceae.